AUGAGUUUACGAGUAACAAAGCAAACCGUAUUAGAGGUAGAGGAAGUCUCGAGGAAUGAUGAGAAGUUAGUCACAAAAAAAAUAACAAAGAAACUUUAUACAUGGGGAGAAAUACCAGAUUGGCAAAAAGAUAAUGAACAUAUUCUUAAAGGAUACGUCAAAGAAACUAGAAAUUUUAAGGACUGUAUUGAAAGUUUAUUCUUUCUUCAUAAUGAGACAGUUAAUAUAUAUUCUCAUUUUAUUCCUGGUGUUUGUUUUCUUUUUACCAUAUUUUUUAAUAGAUAUUGUGUGAAAUACUUUGUAACAACUACGAUUAUAGAUUAUUUUUUUAUUGAUCUUUUCCUUUUUGGUGCUUUUGUGUGUCUAAUUUUAAGUAGUAUUUUUCAUUGCUUUAAAAGUCAUUCAUUAGAAGUUGCUGUGUUUGGUAAUAAACUAGAUUAUAUUGGAAUAGUUGUCUUAAUUGUUAGUUCGAUGAUAAGUAUUUUGUACUAUGGAUUUUAUGACAAUUUGUACUUUUUCUAUUUUUUUACAAGUCUUACAUUGUUUCUUGGUAUGGUUUGUGCUGUUGUGUCCUCUAGAGACGUUUUUAGAUCUAGGGAAUGGAGACCUUAUAGAGCUACAUUAUUUGUUGUCUUUGGUUUAUCGGCUGUAUUACCAAUAUUGGCUGGUAUUUAUUACUAUGGUUUUGCAGAAGCUUGGAAGAGAGUUCAACUUUCAUGGGUUAUAUUGGAAGGUAUCUUCUAUAUUUUUGGUGCUUUCUUAUAUGGAAUUAGAUUUCCUGAGAAACUUCAUCCAGGUAAAUAUGAUUUUUGGGGUCAUUCACAUCAAUUAUUCCAUAUUUUUGUUGUAAUUGCAGCUCUGUGUCACUUAAGAGGGUUACUAGGGAGCUAUGAAUUAGUGCAUGGACGUUUGCUUGCAAAAACUUAG
Molecule: messenger RNA, 927 nt
Organism: Arxiozyma heterogenica
Lineage: Eukaryota; Fungi; Ascomycota; Saccharomycetes; Saccharomycetales; Saccharomycetaceae
Gene: IZH2
Product: PAQR-type receptor
Exons: 1
Coding region: 1-927 (308 amino acids)
Biological process (GO): intracellular zinc ion homeostasis
Cellular component (GO): membrane
Molecular function (GO): signaling receptor activity
Source: RefSeq, a predicted model, not a curated record